AUGGACGUGGCAGCUUUUGGUGCAACAUGUUCUCCGUGUUCGGCCCUUUUCGUCAAAAACUUGAACGCGGAAGAGCAUGCCCAAGAGUUUCCUGCCGCCGCAGAUGCCAUAAUUCGGAAACAUUACGUGGACGAUUAUUUGGACAGCGCUGACAACGUGGAAGAAGCGGUGAAACUGGCGAAUGAGGUAAAACAUGUCCAUUCUCUCGGCGGAUUUCAUCUUCGGAAUUGGCUUUCGAACUCCAUGGAAGUUCUGGCACGGGUCGGGGAGACCGAUCAAGCCACGGAGAAGUCUCUCCAGCUGGACAAAAGCACUACCACGGAACGCGUACUAGGGAUGUAUUGGAAGCCCGACGAAGAUAUUUUCAUGUUCUCCACUAUCCCAGCGCUGAACACGAAACACCCUACCAAACGUCAGGCGCUACAUCUGUGGCGAGCCAAGACCGACUGGGACGAACUGAUUCCGGAAAAGCUGUGUGAGAAGUGGACGCGGUGGAUUGAGUUGUUUCGCAACUUGGAGGACAUUCGUAUUCCACGUUGUUACUUCCCGUACCAUUCGGUGAACGACAUUGUGUCACUGCAGCUGCACAUCUACGUAGACGCGAGCGAGGAAGCAUACGCGUGCGUUGGGUAUCUAAGAGCAGUAUUUCCUGAUGGAAUUGAAGUAGCGCUGGUAGGAGGGAAAUCGAAAGUAGCUCCGCUGAAGGCACAAUCUAUCCCGCGACUGGAGUUGAUGGCAGCGGUCAUCGGCGUUGGCUUCUCUCAAACAAUACUCAACGGCCACUCUUUGAAAAUUGAGAAAGUGUUCUUCUGGAGUGACUCGAAGACUGUGCUGGCCUGGAUUAACUCCGAUCAUCGCAACUAUAGGCAGUUUGUCGCCUGCAGGGUAGGAGAGAUUAUUUCGAAAUCGAAUCCAGAACCGUGGCGCUGGAUUUCUACCAAGAAGAACGUGGCGGACGAGGCUACAAAGUGGGGGAAAGGCCCCUGCCUGUCAUCCAAUAGUCGCUGGUUUCGUGGUGAAGAUGAUCUGUACCUCCCGGAAUAUCAGUGGAUAUCGAGCGUGCAGUCAUCAGCAGUGCAGACUAUCGAAGAGCUGAGAUCCUGUAUGGUGCAUUGCAAGGCGGUACAACUGGUGGCAUGGGAGCGGUUCUCAAGGUGGACAAGUCUGGUUCGAGCGGUAGGAUACGUCCAUCGAUACGCGCAGAACUUACGGCGGACGGCGAGCAAGGGAUCAAGGCAAACCGGCCCGCUUUCACAAGAAGAGUUGGCUAAGGCGGAAACAACCAUCUAUCGUUGGAUGCAGCGCGAACGUUAUGCAGAUGAAGUGACGGUGUUGUUACAGAACAAGGGCAAGCAGUUGCAGGAACAGCAGCGGUUGGAGAGGACCAGUGUCAUUCGCAAGCUAUCACCGUUUCUGGACGAAUCGUGCAUCAUCCGUUCAGAUAGUCGGAUCGCUGCGGCAACUUUCGUUGCGUACGACACCAGAUAUCCUAUAAUUUUACCCAAGGAGCAUUUUGGCACACGGCUGUUAGUUGACUGGUAUCACCGGAGGUACCUACAUGCAAACAGUGAGACAGUCGUAAAUGAGAUAAAACAGCGUUUCCACAUCUCACAGCUGAGGUCCCUCGUGCGGAAGGUAGCGAAAGAAUGCACACCGUGCAAGGUAAAAAAGCCGUCCAGUCCAGCCGGUACCUCGAAUGGCACCACUCCCUGCAGCUAG
Messenger RNA from Aedes albopictus (Asian tiger mosquito), 1719 nucleotides. RefSeq lists its product as uncharacterized. Bases 1 to 1719 code for a protein of 572 amino acids. The transcript has 2 exons. NCBI's taxonomy places the organism in Eukaryota, Metazoa, Arthropoda, Insecta, Diptera, Culicidae. The record is from RefSeq and is a predicted model, not a curated record.